Didymodactylos carnosus is the source of this 633-nucleotide messenger RNA. NCBI's taxonomy places the organism in Eukaryota, Metazoa, Rotifera, Eurotatoria, Philodinida, Philodinidae. The record is from the annotation of a GenBank genome assembly.
AUGUCUGCUUGUUUCGAAUCAUUUCCAACAGAGAUAUUUUUAGAAAUGUUUGAUUAUCUUUCUGGUUGUGAUAUUUAUUAUUCAUUUUCAAAUUUGAAUAGUCGUCUAAAUUCAAUUAUUCAAAUCAAAUCUAAAAUUUGUUUAGAUUUAUCUCAUGUUACAACAGCUAAACAGUUUAACUUCUUCUGUACAUUGAUUGUACCACAAAAUAUUUUGACAUUGAAACUUAUAGGAUACGUUGAAGAAAAUUAUUCUCAUUGUGUACAAAAAUGUUCAUACAAUCAAAUUGAUAUAUUUUUAUCAUAUUUUCAACUAGAAGAAUUUAUUUAUUUAAAAUCAUUAGAUUUUUUUGGUAUAUAUUCAGAUAAUUUAAAAUUUAUUUGUAAAAGUUUAGAAAAGUUAAAUUAUUUAACAUUUAUUUCAUUAAGUUUUAAAUGGUUAUAUGGAAGUGAUAUUCGAUUUAUAUUUCGAGUCAUAUUAAAUUUAUCUUCAUCAAUUUUAAAAUAUGUAACAUUAAAUUUUGAUAAAGAACAAAAUAUUGAUGUUAAUCAGUAUACAUCAUUAUGUAAACAACAAGAUAAAAUUAGAAUUCAAGAAAAACAUUUUGGAUUAUUUAUCAUCUAUUAUAAAUAG